This is a messenger RNA of Brugia malayi, 1128 nucleotides long. RefSeq lists its product as hypothetical. Gene Ontology annotation, cellular component: ESCRT I complex. The transcript has 6 exons. Gene Ontology annotation, biological process: protein transport; protein modification process; endosome to lysosome transport. Gene Ontology annotation, molecular function: ubiquitin binding. Bases 1 to 1128 code for a protein of 375 amino acids. Lineage: Eukaryota; Metazoa; Nematoda; Chromadorea; Rhabditida; Onchocercidae. The record is from RefSeq and is a predicted model, not a curated record.
AUGACAAAUAAUGCCGUGUCAUCGACUGUUACUGCUUUGCUGAAUCGAGCUAAAGCAAAAUAUGUGGAUACGGCGAAGAUUGACAUACUGUCAGCUUUAAGUGGUUUUCCUGAUCUCACACCAAACGUUGAAGAUUUCAUUUACCCUGACAAGACGUGUACGCUUGCAUUUUGUCUGAAGGGCACUAUUCCUGUUUUUUAUAAGGGCAAAACAUACAACAUACCAGUAGCUUUAUAUCUCUGGGACACUCACCCUUAUUAUGCGCCAAUAUGUUACGUGUGUCCAACGCCGAACAUGGUGCUGAAGGAAUCAAAAACGGUGGAUGACCUAGGACGCAUCUCUUUGCCGUACCUUAGUGAUUGGACUUUCCCAGGAUAUGAUUUAAGUGGCUUAUUACAGGUUAUGGCAAUGUGCUUCCAAGAUUCCUGCCCCGUCUUUGCGAGGCCUGGCAGCAAUUCACAUGUAUCAGCUGUUGGAUCGGUAUGGGAUCGGUCUGCUGGUCAAAUUCAAAGCUACAUACCAUAUCCAGUUUCGAAUACAUCUGGAGUACCGCCGUAUCCAACGUCAUUUACUUCUUAUUAUCCUUUGAUGCCAUCUUUCAAUGAUAAUGUUAGCAGUGGCACAGUUCAACCGGAACACUUGAAAGCAUCGGUGAUGAGUGCUGUUGAACACAAAAUUAGACAGCGCCUUCGCGAAAAAUUAGGAACAAUGCAUGCGGAAUUAGCCUCAAUAAGACAAACUCAUGCAGAUUUACGUGCCGGCCAACAGAAGCUCAAAGUUAUUUUGGACGAUUUAGCGCAAGAACAAAAACGGAUGGAGGGCGCACUGAUUGUGUAUCAGGAAAAGAAAGCCGAAAUUAGCUCUGUUUUAUCAACGUCGUCCCCGGAAAAAACUGUUGAAAUUGAUCAGGUGAUUGAUGCUUGUACACCCUUGCACAAACAGUUACUGUGUUGCUACGUUUAUGACUGUGCUAUCGACGAUGCUAUCUAUUUCCUUGGUCAAGCGCUAAGUCGUGGUCGCAUCAGUUUAACAAAUUAUUUGAAAGAAGUACGUCAGCUUUCACGCCGGCAGUUUAUUUAUCGUGCAACGCUUCAGAAAUGCCGUAUUAAAGCGAAAAUGCCUGUAUAA